AUGCAUUUCGCCUCGUCCAGCGAGAUCCCCAACUUUGGAGGAUACAUUCUAUCCGCUGUCAAGAUGAAGACUGGCAGGGUUUCACUUCUUAGUUUUGCAGUUUCUGAAACGGACUGGGUCGGAAUGGUGCUUACAUUCGUCGAUGAUUCGCCGCGCAGCUGGCGGAACAUUUACAGGAAUGUUGCAGGAGUGGUAAGCGUCCCCGAAAUUCUCGUCAACAUCGAGUGUGAGAGAUUCGCCCUUGUUGAAUUGGCGGGCAACUCUCGAUCUGCUCCAGGUAUCGAGGAUCUUGGGACCGGCAGGCACAAGCUUGGACGGGCGAUGAAAUGUCUUUCCUGCAUUCUUGCCCCUCAUGACAUGGCGUCGCAUCUGCUUUUUGGCAUUUCUAUCGGCCUGGAUGCCAUCGAUGAAGAGGAAUUUAUUGCUCAUAUUUGCGUCGGCUCUUCUCGUCUCGUAUGA
Molecule: messenger RNA, 459 nt
Organism: Clonostachys solani
Lineage: Eukaryota; Fungi; Ascomycota; Sordariomycetes; Hypocreales; Bionectriaceae
Source: the annotation of a GenBank genome assembly